This is a messenger RNA of Prosopis cineraria, 1661 nucleotides long. RefSeq lists its product as uncharacterized. Lineage: Eukaryota; Viridiplantae; Streptophyta; Magnoliopsida; Fabales; Fabaceae. Bases 412 to 1242 code for a protein of 276 amino acids. The transcript has 3 exons. The record is from RefSeq and is a predicted model, not a curated record.
GCCAUUACGAUUGUUUCAUCUGGUCUUGUAAACUCGUUUCGAGAUCAAUCUAUAUGGGCUGCAUUAUGGUUUUAGUUAGUUGUUUAGUUUAUCGGAAAAGAGAUUUACGUGAUAAAUUUUUACUCGCUUCGUUUUUCUCUUUUCCAACUAUUUAGCCAGAAAUGUCUCUUUUUCAUCCCAUCCGUUGCCUUAUUGUCUGACUUUAUCUGUUCAUUAAGGCUUCUGCAAACGUAGAUUCUCUUUUCUGGAGCCUGGAGGCUUCUACAAGAAUUAUUAUAUUGGCUGUGACAAACUGUCUGGUUUUUUAUCAUCAAAGGCCUGAAUAAUUUAGCUUCGAACUUAACUUUUUCUGAAAUAUGAAGCACUGCAAAGGAUUUUUUUUCAUCCCUGAAGUUUGUGUUGUCUCCGUGUAUGACUUAUGGGAAGAUUGUGUUUUCUUUAACUUUCCAACCUAUGUUUAGAACUUUUCAUUUUAGCCUCGAAUGUAUGCUAGUUUUGAAAAGUAUUGCUUCUUUAUUUCCCUUCUUUUUUGGUGAAAUUGAUUGCCAUCAGAUGGAUCAAAUUAUUUCAAGAGAGAGAGACUUCGAAAGUGAUCUUGAAAGUGGUGGGAAUACUAGUGAAGAGGAUGAAAGCAGGGACCUUGAUCCCAGUGAAAGACAUCCGAAGAAUUUAUUUGGCUGGGCAUGGAAUACACUUCUGGACUUUGAUCGUUUCAGAAAGCAUGAAACUGGGGUUGAAACAUGUAGCAGUUCGUCAAAAUCAGCUGAUGUUAUGGAUGAUGAUGUACAAGUACAUGUAGAUGCAUGUUUAGAAGAUUUACAAAUGAAACUGCCCCAAGUGAAGAAUAAUAAUAGCAAGGAAAAGAAUAAGAAGCCUAACUCAAAGCCUCCUAAGCCACCACGACCACCUAAAGGGCCUUUACUGGAUGCUGCUGAUCAGAAGCUUGUGCAGGAAAUUGCUGAGCUUGCCUUGAGGAAGCGUGAAAGGAUGAAGAAACUGAAAGCUGUAAGGAAGAUGAAAGCAAGAAAAGGAUCAUCAUCAUCAUCAUAUGCUGGUCUUUCUGCCAUGGUCAUCACUAUUUUCUUCUUUGCCAUCAUUAUAAUACAAGGAAUAAACGCUGGACGUAGCACUGCUGUUGGAGUAAUGGCUUCCCCCGAGCCAAGCAUUGCAGCCGAUGAAGGUUUAAUUUCUGUCCGUUUUUCCAAGAACUUCACCCACGAAGGAUUGAGGGAGUGGAAUUAAAAUUGCUGCAAUCUGAUUGUUUUUCAACUGGCGUAUGUCAAUGCAGUUCUGCAGGGUAAAUGACACGGAUCCUAUGGAGUGAGAUGGUCUAAAGACGAUCAUUAAGGCUGUUCAAAGUAGUUUUGGGUCAUUUAUAUGUUCUUGUACAGCCUCUCGGAUGGUCUAAAGUUCUCUUGUAGAGUGAGAUGACUCAUCCUGUUAAUAUGAGUUUAGCGAAGAUUUCCCGUAUCUUAGUAAUGUAGCAUGUUAGAAGCUAAUUUCUGCUGUUGAUGGCCUUUGCACUCCACCAGUGAUGACGAGAAUUUAGACCGCUAAUGGCCCUUUUAGGGGGGUUAGUGAAUUAACCGCUGUAGUGCCGAUCUGCCAAAAGAAAAAAUAAUUCUCGUUUAUUAUUAUUAUUAUUUAGUGGGUUUGCGAUU